AUGCCCGUUCUCUCGCCGUCCUUCUCUCCUCUGCUCCCGACACUUCCGCCUCUUCCUACCUCUCGCCAAUCCCUCUCUCGUCGCGCAUCUUCCACAAAUCCCUCACUCCUCUUCGACCCUCCCUCGUCCCUCUCGACCUUCCUCACCCAAAUCGGCAGCGCCGGUUCGCUCUCCUGCGAGAAAGGCGGCGGGGUGGGGCUCGAUACGAGGUCGGGAGGGUAUCAUACCAAUGGGAAGGGAAAGAACGGGACGAGGUACUGCGGUGAUGAGAAGGAGGGGCCGAAGAUGGUUUGGUGGGAGAGUAACAUGGACGUCGACUGUGACGGGAGCAGCAAGAAGGGACCUUGCUCGAACGACGAGAGCUUCCAGGGUCAGACGGCUUUCCAGGACAAGAGCGGCAAAGACAUCGACGCCCACUACGUCGUCAUCGACCAAGACAAGGAUUUCGACCCGACCAAGUUCGGCGUGCAGCCGCUGUCGGUCGUCGCGGUCGUCUGUGGAGGGAAGCUGACGUUCGGUAUCUGGGCUGACACAAAUGCCCUGGGAGACAUGGGCGAAGUUUCGGUCUACCUCGCCCAAGUCUGUUUCGGCACCGGCAUGAACGGCGACGCAGGCUACGACAACCCCGACGUCUUCUACGUCGCCUUUCCGGGCGGAAAGAGCGAGACGGUCCCUUCGAAGGAGGGGAAGGAUUUGAACGAGAUCAUGACUAUUGGUCAGGGGUUGGUGCAGAAGGCGUUCGGUAGCGGCGGCGCCGUUGUCUCGGGAGGUACGGGCAACUUGACGGGAGUGUCGAGUGCCAGUCAUUCGGGAGGCAAGGCGAGCUGGACGGGCGGAGGCGCGGGCGAGAGCGAUCAGGCAACCGCAACGUCGGCUGGUGUUGGCGGAGGCAGUUUAGGCGGGACGGGAGCGGGCGGAGCGACGGGAGCCGGCGAAAUGACCGGGGCUGCCCCGAUACCGACGGGCAACAACGCAGCAACAGCGUCGUAUGCGAGCGAAGGCGGUACUGGCGGUCUCUCGACAAGCGGCGGUACGGCUGGUGGCUCAACAUCUUCGGGAGGUUCUUCCAGUGCGCUGCUGGGGAGCACUGGCACCACGACUACCCAGCUCUUCAUCGCCGGCGGAUGCAUUUUUCUGCUACUCGCUGCCGUCGUCGGCUGGGCGGCGAUGCAGCAUGGACAGCAUGGCAGGCGGUACGAGCGCGCAAGCAGGAAAGACGGGACAAGCGACAGCGAGUCGGAUUCGGAGACUGCACGGCGGUCAAAGCGUACGAGUCGAAGAAACCAGAGCAGCGGGUCAGAGUCGAGCGGGACGGAAUCGAGCGAGACGGACGAGGAGAAGCCCUUGCGGGAGUUUGGGAGAAGGCGGUCGGCUCGACCACGUAGAAAGCGGGAUAUGUAUCGCUGA
This is a messenger RNA of Rhodotorula toruloides NP11, 1407 nucleotides long. RefSeq names its product chitosanase, glycoside hydrolase family 75 protein. The record is from RefSeq and is a predicted model, not a curated record. Gene Ontology annotation, molecular function: chitosanase activity. Lineage: Eukaryota; Fungi; Basidiomycota; Microbotryomycetes; Sporidiobolales; Sporidiobolaceae. Bases 1 to 1407 code for a protein of 468 amino acids. The transcript is spliced from 6 exons.